GAUUUGCAAGACGAAAAGAUGCGUAAAUUGUUACGUUCGCUUUCACUAAUAGUUUUUGUAAAUAUUGGUGGUUAUUUUAUCGUUUUGACAUUAGCUGUUUUAUGGCCAGUUUUGGGAUUAUCAGAAAUUGAUAUUUGGUUUUUAAGAACUUAUUUUGGGAUUAUACUUAAUAUAUCUGCAGCUUCGAAUGGUCCUAUUCUGUUUUUGAAUAGGUUUGGUGAUUUAAAUUUAUACCAAAUUUACAAGUCGUUUGAAAAAUAA
Messenger RNA from Meloidogyne enterolobii, 261 nucleotides. Lineage: Eukaryota; Metazoa; Nematoda; Chromadorea; Rhabditida; Meloidogynidae. The record is from the annotation of a GenBank genome assembly.